CAAUGUGGAUUUGGUUUUCAGUCCGCAAACGAACGUUGUCUUGAGCACAACAACGUCUUGAACGUCUCUCGAGUUAGCGUCUCUGUUUCUGCCUCUGUAACCGAUCGCGUCGUGCUGUUCUCUCUCACUCACUCGCUCUCUGUCUGUCUCGUUCUCUGUCUACCGCACAUGAGUGUGUGUGUGUGUGUUAGUGUGUUACCUGUGCUGCUGCUGCUGCUGCUGUUGGCCCGUUGCUAAAUUAUUAUUCUUCUUGAUUUUUUUUUUCUGUGCCGUUGCCACUGCAAACUGGUUGGCUCUAACUGUGUGUGUGUGCGUGUAUUUUUCUGUUUGUGUGCGUGUGUGUAUCUGUGUGCAGCAGCAACAGAAGCUAGCUGAAAAAGCAGACGAAGAAAAAGAAGAAGAAGAAGAAGAGGAAAAGGAAGAAGAAGCAGUCAAUACAGAACAAGAAACUACGAAACGGAACAACAGUUUCUAACUUCCCCCCCUUAACCCAAAACUGAACACUUUUUACCCCCUCUCUCUCUCUCUCUCUCUUACACUCAUCAUCAUCAUCAAUCUCUCGUUCAUUUCGUGAGAUUUUCAACCUUAAUUCAAGUCCAAUAUAAAAUCUUAUUCUUAACAAAAUGCCCUGUUCGGCCGUUACAUUGUCAAUAGCCACAAUUUGUGCAAUUAUAGCCACAGCCUUACUGGCAAUUGCCUUCUCCACAGACAAUUGGCUUCACUAUGAUGUCAGACGCAAUCAGAUUCAGGCCUUUGCUGCCAAGCAUUCGGAUGCCGAAUCUCUACUCCAUAAUAUGAAUGUAAAGUAUUAUUAUUAUACAAGGACUCGUGGUCUAUUCCGCAUCUGUUAUCCAAAAGAGAGACCGCCAGCAACAGCAGUGCCCACAUAUUUGUCGCCAAUUGAGACACACUGUUCGAAUAUUGAUUAUUUCCCUCAAGUGGAGGAUGACAAGAUUUCUAAUGAGGAUGCCACUUCCCGUUUGCAUUUGGCCCGCUCAUGCAUUGCCCUGUUCAUUAUCAGUUUUGUGACCAUAUUCUGUGCAUUCUGGACAGGUUUAUCGGGUUGCUGGAAACGUUCAUCGGGCGCCAUAACGGCCACAUCGAUAUUAUUGCUGGUCACCUGUCUAUUGGCAGCUGGAGCCAUGGGUCUUUGGCAUACAGUGGAGUUCUUUGAAAAGGAGAAAGUUGUGGGCGAAGACUAUUUCCAGCAAUGGAAUACGGUUCUACGAGAUAACACGAAAAUCGUCUACGAUUGGUCCUAUAUUGUUGCAUGGGCUGGCAUCGGAACAUGUCUUUUGUCUGCCAUUUUACUAUCAGGAGCUGCUGUCUGCUUGCGUAAUGAGCGCGAAAAGGAGGAACAAUUGAAUCUGCAAUAUUUGAUGCCUGUGUACUCACAAAAGCAGCCACCUUAUCCUCCCUAUGCCAAUUAUGCUCAACCUCAAAUCUAUCCAGGACCCUAUUAUCAUGGCUCUCAAUAUGGACCCUACAACUACUAACAAAGGAGCUCCCAAAAGACCCAGAAGAAGCAAAUGGAGGUGUUCCCCCAGUUAAAGAAACAAGAGAAAAGAAAAAGAGAAACAAAUUAAAAACAAAAAAGACAUUUAGAAACAUAUUUUCCUCUUUUUUUUGCGUCGUAUCAGAGUUUAGUUAAUAGGCAUAAAUAGAUAUAUAGUAUCUAUUAUAUAUCGAUUUUCGAAAGGGACUUGAGUCAAAUAUAAAAAUAUUUAAAAAGAGGAAAUAAAAUUGAAAGUUGCGUCAAUUUGGGUGCAACUUGCUUCUCUACGUAUCACUAUAUUAUAUAUAUAUAUAUAUAUAUAUUUAUAUACAUAUAGCAUGUGUAUGUGAACAAAAGAAAAGACAAUAAAGAUUUAAUUUAUUGUAGCAUAUUACGUACAUAUAGCCUUAUUUUUAUUACAAUAUAUAAUUAAUAAUUACGUAUGUAGUCAUUAAGCUCUGUCAAUUCGUUCUUUUUUUUUUUUGUAUAAUAUAAAAUGAUGAGAAUUUUUGUCUUCCACGUUUUGUAUGUAGUCGAUUUGCAUAUAUGAUUGUAUGUUUAAAUAAAUAACAAAUAAAACAGUUUUCACAUUAAAGAAAAA
Messenger RNA from Drosophila willistoni, 2096 nucleotides. RefSeq lists its product as uncharacterized. The transcript has 5 exons. The record is from RefSeq and is a predicted model, not a curated record. Bases 624 to 1496 code for a protein of 290 amino acids. NCBI's taxonomy places the organism in Eukaryota, Metazoa, Arthropoda, Insecta, Diptera, Drosophilidae. Gene Ontology annotation, cellular component: membrane.